Messenger RNA from Momordica charantia (bitter melon), 1563 nucleotides. RefSeq lists its product as uncharacterized. NCBI's taxonomy places the organism in Eukaryota, Viridiplantae, Streptophyta, Magnoliopsida, Cucurbitales, Cucurbitaceae. The record is from RefSeq and is a predicted model, not a curated record.
UCCCCUCUGCUCUAAAAAACACUCACCCGACACGACAUAAAUUCCCUCCCUCCCCAUUUCCCUCAAAGUUUCCGAACAUUUUCUCGGGAACCAAACAGAAAACAAAGCUUCAAAUUUCAAAUUCACACCAUGCACAUGCAGCAGCUGAUCUAGCAAAACACAAAAAAGCUAGGGAAAUAUAAAAAGCUUGAAUCUUUCUUCAAUGGGUGCUGCAACUUCGUCGAUGGCGGCCAAGUUCGCGUUCUUCCCACCCGAUCCGCCAUCGUACAGCGUGUACUCCGAAGAAGCGGCGAACGGGAAACUGAGGAUGACGGGCGUGGAGGAGAGAGAAAAUGUGGACGUGUUGAGGGUGAGAACUAGAAGAGGGAAUGAGAUUGUGGCGAUGUAUGUGAAGAAUUCAUGUGCUUCUUUGACGGUGCUUUAUUCCCAUGGAAAUGCUGCAGAUCUUGGCCAGAUUUACCACCUUUUUCUUCAACUUAGUCUUCAUUUGGGUGUCAACAUCAUGGGGUACGACUAUUCUGGUUAUGGACAAUCUUCCGGAAAGGCAAGUGAACAAGAGACGUACGCAGACAUAGAAGCAGCGCAGAAAUGUUUAGUUGAGAAAUACGGCGUGAGAGAAGAGGAGACGAUUCUGUACGGACAGUCGGUGGGAAGUGGGCCGACGGUGGAGCUGGCGACGCGGCUGCCGGCGGCGAGGGCCGUCGUCCUCCACAGCCCCAUCCUCUCCGGCCUCCGCGUCCUCUACCCUCCUCUCAACAAAACCUUCUGGUUUGACAUUUUCAAGAACAUUGACAAAAUCCCACUUAUUGAUUGCCCAGUUCUAGUGAUUCAUGGAACUGAAGAUGAAGUUGUGGAUUGUUCCCAUGGAAAGCAGCUGUGGGAGCUUUGCAAAGACAAGUAUGAACCCUUAUGGCUCAAAGGAGGACACCACUGUGACUUGGAACUUUUCCCCCAAUACUUGAAACAUCUCCGCAAGUUCAUAUCCGCUGUAGAGAAACUACGUCGUCCCAAUAAUAAUGUUACCGAACAAGUCAAUGCACAGCAACCCGAUGGGGGGGCUAUGGAUUAUAACCAUACGGCUGAUGAUGACAAGCCGAGACAAAACAACAAUAAUGUACGUUUGCCAAGGACUAGGUUGAGCUCUGAUAGUAGAGAGAAAUCGAGACCAAGCAUUGACAAGCUCAAGGAGAAGUCGAGGAAGAGCACCGAUCGGUUACUAAAGGCGAGGAACAGCACGGAUCAAUCAGAGAGAGCACGGAACAGCUUCGAUCGCUUGGGAGAUAUAGUAAGGUCCGUUGGAUUGUGCAAUGUCGAUUGUUUGAAGCACCCGGCCGCAGAAGCGUGAGACCGAAAAUGCAAAUGGAUUUCUUGUUGGAUUUGUGUAUAUAUUUCUAUUAGAUUUUGGCUGUAUGUUUUUUGGAUCAAUUCAAAGGCAGCAGCUGGUUAAAUAUUUAGAAUAUGGCUAAGUUUCUGCUAAAUAAACAGCAUGUAUAAAUCAUCAUUAUUUGAUCCACCCUUUUCAAUCCUAAGAAUGAUCAUGUAUUGAAAAUGUCAAGUGAGAAG